AUGGAGAGGGCGGGCGAGAACCGGAGGCCGGUGGCGGCCAAGCCCGUGCCCGGCGUACGAGGUAUGGGGAGCCGGAGGCCGCUCGGGGAGAUCAACAACGUCGUGGGGGCGCGCCCCUACCCCUGCGCGAUCGCCAAGAAGCCGAUGCUAGAGAAGAAGACUGGGAGGGACGAGCAGAAACCUUCGCCAGUGAGCCGCCGCCCAGUCACGAGGAACUUCGCUGCAUCCUUGGGGAACAGAGAGCAGCCUCGCCGUCAGGCCGCCGCAGCGCCGCCAGGAUUCGAUCCCAAGAACGAGCCAAUCGACACUGAUGACGACGACGUUGAGUCCGAGUCGGUGGACGAUGCUGAUAUGGAUGAGAACGAGUUCGAGGAUGCUUCGGAGGAUGAUGAAUCCCUCAUGGACAUCGACAGUGCUGAUGCGGGGAACCCGCUUGCCGCGACUGAGUAUGUCGAGGAGAUGUACAAGUACUACUGGGAAAAUGAGGAAACAAGCUGUGUGCGUCCUGAUUACAUGUCCAGUCAAGGAGACAUAAAUCAAAAGAUGAGAGCUAUUCUGAUAGAUUGGCUCAUUGAGGUUCAUUACAAGUUUGAGUUGAUGGAAGAGACCCUCUUUCUUACUGUGAACUUAAUAGACAGAUUCUUGGAAAAAGAAGUGGUGCCAAGGAAGAAGUUACAACUAGUUGGAAUGACAGCUAUGCUUCUUGCUUGCAAAUACGAGGAAGUCGCAGUUCCGGUUGUUGAAGAUCUAGUGAUAAUAUCUGACCGGGCUUAUACGAAAGGAGAGGUUCUGGAAAUGGAAAAGUGGAUUUUAAACACUCUGGAGUUUAACAUGUCUGUACCAACACCAUAUGUGUUUUUGAGAAGGUUUCUGAAGGCAGCAGAUUCUGACAGGAAGCUACAUCUCGUUUCAUUCUUCAUGCUGGAGCUAUGCCUGGUUGAAUACCAGAUGCUCAAGUACCGCCCUUCCCUGCUUGCUGCCGCUGCGGUUUACACUGCACAACGUGCUAUCAGUCGCUGCUGGCAAUGGACAAAGGUCUGCGAGAUGCAUAGCAGAUACACUAGAGAUCAGCUCAUUGAGUGCUCCAACAUGAUGGUACAGUUCCACCAGAAUGCCGGUGGUGGCAAGCUUACAGGCGUGCACAGGAAAUACAGUACAUUCAAGUUCGGGUGUGUAGCAAAAGUGCAGCCUGCAGACUUCCUGCUGGGUUAAAAAUGGGGUGAAGAAACUUCUGGUACAAUCUAGGGCAAUCUAUUCCUCUGGAUGGAUUUAGCUGUUACUAUGAAAA
Lolium rigidum is the source of this 1288-nucleotide messenger RNA. Its product is annotated as cyclin-B2-1-like. The record is from RefSeq and is a predicted model, not a curated record. The coding region runs from base 1 to 1212 and encodes 403 amino acids. Gene Ontology annotation, molecular function: cyclin-dependent protein serine/threonine kinase regulator activity. The transcript has 10 exons. Gene Ontology annotation, cellular component: cytoplasm; nucleus; cyclin-dependent protein kinase holoenzyme complex. Lineage: Eukaryota; Viridiplantae; Streptophyta; Magnoliopsida; Poales; Poaceae. Gene Ontology annotation, biological process: mitotic cell cycle phase transition; regulation of cyclin-dependent protein serine/threonine kinase activity.